UGAUUUAAAAGAUCCUACAAGAAGCUUAAGAUCACUAUUAUGAAAUGAAAAUACGGAAUUCCGUAUCCAUGACGUUACUAUGGUGAAAAAAGACGCCUCACGGUGAAGAAUGACAAUGUGACACUCUGAACAAUGACUGUACCCCGUGAACAGUCAGAAAUCUUCCUCACCAACAAAGACAGAUAUCUCACAUCUCUAACAGAAAUACAGAAUUACUCCUGUCCACAGAGUCCUGACCAAAGGAACACACCCGCAGAUGUAGAUGGUGACUUUUAUUUCUCUGACACCCCUACGCCGGAAGCACCCGAGACUGUGGCGCCGUCUACUAGCCAGAACACCUACCUGAAGGCCUGUAAGAUGCUGACUAUAACACCAUCUAACUUUUGCUUGCGGUGCUUGAAUGAAGUCACACUUGUUAUUCCUUAUCAUGGCAUUGGACCAACGGGAGCUAAAGCUGUUGCCAUUGCACUUGUGAACAACUCCACUGUAUCCUGCCUUGAUCUGUCCAGCAAUGGAUUGGAAAGUACUGGGUUAUUCUAUAUUUUAGAGAUGUUACAAUCAAACAAAGUCAUAUCGAAUAUCAAUUUGGCGGGAAAUGAUCUUGGCUCCAGGGGUGCUCGACUGUUGUCAGAAUCGCUUAGGAAAAACAAGACGCUCACUAAACUCAACAUAUCUGGAAAUAAUUUUUCAGAAAAAGACGCAAAUUAUUUAGCGAAGCUAAUAAAGAGAAACAAAACCCUGAAAGACCUGAUCCUUAGCCACAAUACUUUUAGGGAACAAGGCGGCGUUAUUCUAGGAGAAGCUCUUGAAUCUAACUGCGUAUUGAAGAAGCUAGAUUUGAGCUGGAACCACCUAAGACAGUUGGGUGCUGUGGCGAUUUGCUGGAGUGUAGCAGAAAACACGUGUUUGACGUCACUAGAUCUGUCAUGGAACGGUUUUGGAAUGGAGGGUUGUCAUGAAAUGGGAAAGUCUCUUCUACGGAAUCGGACUCUAACUUACCUUGAUUUAAGUGCCAAUCGCGUGUCCUUUGACGCCUUCAGACAGCUUUUGAGAGGUGUGGUACAUAACAAGAUCCUAAAAGUACUCAAGGUUGGCAUUAAUCCAAUUACUACAGAUGGGGCAUUUGCGAUUUUGCAGUCUAUUGCUGUUUCCGAUUCAUCAUUGGAGGAAAUUGACUUGAAGGAUGUUUCAGUGGACAGAGACUUCGUUGAUCUACUGGAAAAAAUUCAGAAACAACGUCACCUCGUUUGCAAUUAUGGCAAUACCUUACGUCAUGACGAAAUAAAGAAAGGUGAUGUGACACGUGUGUUGGAUACAGAUGACCCGGUCACUGUUCUGUUUGAGUACAUGAAGCAGAAGAACCUGCGGUUGAUUGAUUUACUCCAUAACCUCGACAGAGAUCACAGUGACACGAUAAGCAGAGACGAAUUUCAACAGGGAUUGUCUAAUAUUGAUUUACCAUUAAGUGGUCGAUCGCUGGAUAUCUUAAUGCGGAAGCUAGACACCAACAGAGACGGGUCCGUGGACUAUGAAGAGCUGUCAACUCGACAUAAGGAGUAUAUGAGGAAAAUCACCAAGCUCCGUCUCCAGGCUGACCUGGGUCCGAGUUACUACAAAGGUUACGACAAGUUAGAACAAUUACGGGAGGCUGUGCGUCUCAAAAUAUCCCUCAGCAUGACACGUCAAAAAACAGACACGUCGUAAUCUUGUUAUACUUGACAUGAUGUCAUUUCAUUAUAUAUUGUCCAAUGACACAUGAAGACGUAUCCAUCAGUAUAUUCAAUAUCAGUAGGUCUAUUUUCGCCUACCUAUGACAUGUAAAAGACUUUGCAAAUGUCAAACAUGGAAAACACAAGCUACACAUACCUGUAUAAGUAUGAGGGGUUUUCCCUCUCUGUCCGUGCAUAUACACUGAACCAUGUGAUAGAUUUCUUCUGAUCGCUCCUAGAAUUCAACUACUUGCCAGGAUGAUAACAACAGAAACGUUUGCUUGUCCUUCCAAACAUCUACAUUUUUUACUUCAUGGUCAGUUUUGUUAAUUCUGUCGCGCUUAUUUGGUGCUCAUUAGAUUCACAGUAUUAUACUAGAUGUGUGCCAGAUAUUGAUUUUCUUGAUUAAUGAUUGUUAAUAAAUGUUAAUUUUGAUCUAA
Molecule: messenger RNA, 2149 nt
Organism: Ostrea edulis (European flat oyster)
Lineage: Eukaryota; Metazoa; Mollusca; Bivalvia; Ostreida; Ostreidae
Product: leucine-rich repeat-containing protein 74B-like
Exons: 13
Coding region: 133-1704 (523 amino acids)
Molecular function (GO): protein binding; calcium ion binding
Source: RefSeq, a predicted model, not a curated record